UGGUUUUGGGGCUGAACAAAAUGACAAAAUAGGGAUUGCAGGAAGCAGAAGAUACUAGUAAUAGUCACUGCUUGAAGUAUAGCCGAAUUGUCUGGAGCUGGAGCUAUAUUUGCAAUAGUGGGUGGAAUGGGAGAGUCCAAAUAUAUCUUCUUGUCAUGGCUUCUAGUUUGUUCAAUGCCUCAUAAUGUAUGCUCACAUGGAGAUCAACCUUUGUCAAAAAUUGCUGUUCAUAAAGCUACAAUAUCCCUUCUUGACCUUGCUUACAUCAAAGCAUCUCCAACAGUUCUUGGAUUAGAGGGGCAAGCUACAGAAUGGGUAACUGCGGAAUAUAGUUCUUCUAGUCCAUCAAAUGAUGAUUGGGUUGGUGUAUUUUCUCCUGCAAAUUUUAGUUCUUCAACUUGUCCAGAAGAAAAUCACCGGGUUUAUCCACCACUGCUGUGUUCUGCACCCAUUAAGUUCCAAUAUGCAAAUUACUCCAAUCCCCAGUACUUAGUAAAUGGAAAAGGAUUUCUGAGGCUUCAGCUGAUUAACCAGAGAUCAGAUUUCUCCUUUGCACUAUUUUCUGGAGGCUUGUCAAAUCCAAAGUUAGUGGCAGUGUCUGAUAAAGUGGCUUUUGUGAAUCCAAAUGCACCAGUUUACCCUCGUUUGGCAGUAGGGAAGUCAUGGGAUGAGAUUACUGUUACAUGGACAAGCGGAUAUGGGACAAAUGAAGCUGAACCUUUUGUUCAGUGGGGUCCUAAAGGUGGGGAUCAUAUGCAUUCACCUGCAGGGACUCAAACUUUCACAAGGGACAGCUUAUGUGGUGCACCAGCUAGAACAGUGGGAUGGCGUGACCCUGGAUAUAUACACACUAGUUUUCUGAGGGAACUGUGGCCCAACAAAAUAUAUGAGUACAAGGUAGGGCACAGGUUAAACAACGGUACAUAUGUAUGGAGUCAGAAGUAUGAGUUUAAGGCACCUCCUUUUCCUGGACAAAAGUCUUUGCAACGUGUAGUCAUAUUUGGUGAUAUGGGGAAGGAGGAAGCAGAUGGUUCCAAUGAAUACAACAAUUUCCAGCCUGGCUCACUUAACACAACCAGGCAGCUCAUCCAAGAUUUAAAGAACAUUGACAUAGUUUUCCAUAUUGGAGAUAUAUGUUAUGCAAAUGGGUACCUUUCUCAGUGGGAUCAAUUCACAGCACAGGUGGAGCCAGUUGCAUCAGCAGUACCUUACAUGAUUGCAAGUGGAAAUCAUGAGAGAGACUGGCCAGGGACAGGGUCCUUUUAUCAGAACAUGGAUUCUGGUGGAGAAUGUGGCGUAUUGGCAGAGACUAUGUUCUAUGUUCCAGCUUCUAACAGGGCCAAGUUCUGGUAUUCAGUUGACUAUGGGAUGUUCCGGUUCUGUAUUGCCGACACAGAGCAUGAUUGGAGAGAGGGCACAGAGCAGUAUGAGUUCAUAGAACAUUGUUUUGCAUCAGUGGACAGACAGAAACAGCCAUGGCUUGUGUUCCUAGCACAUAGGGUGCUUGGUUAUUCUUCUUGUAUCUGUUAUGCACUAGAAGGAUCAUUUGGAGAGCCAAUGGGGAGAGACAGCCUUCAAAAGCUGUGGCAAAAGCACAAGGUGGACAUUGCCAUCUAUGGCCACGUCCACAACUAUGAGAGGAAUUGCCCCAUAUACCAGAGUAUCUGCACCAGUGAAGAGAGACAACACUACAAGGGACCCUUACAUGGGACCAUCCAUGUGGUUGCUGGUGGUGGAGGAGCAAGCCUCUCAACAUUCACUACUCUCAAGACCAAAUGGAGUAUCUUUAAAGACUAUGAUUAUGGGUUUGUAAAACUUACUGCAUUUGACAGUUCAAAUCUCUUGUUUGAGUACAAAAAGAGCAGGGAUGGGAAAGUCUAUGACUCCUUCAGCAUAUCAAGGGAUUACAGAGACAUCUUGGCCUGCACAAAGGAUAGUUGCCCAAGUACAACUCUAGCAUCUUGAAUGAUGAAAUGGCUGGAUCAGUUCAUAUAUGACACGUUCCAACUUGUUAUAGCAGUGGAUAGAUUUUCUUGUAUCAAUAGCAGAUGGAUGUAUCAGGGCUAACCUGUCCUAAUCAUCAUCACUGAGUUCCAAGGCAAACUUGGGUUUGCUAGAAUAUACAAUCCAGUAUACUAUUUACUAUU
This is a messenger RNA of Prosopis cineraria, 2147 nucleotides long. Its product is annotated as probable inactive purple acid phosphatase 1. The record is from RefSeq and is a predicted model, not a curated record. Gene Ontology annotation, molecular function: metal ion binding; acid phosphatase activity. NCBI's taxonomy places the organism in Eukaryota, Viridiplantae, Streptophyta, Magnoliopsida, Fabales, Fabaceae. The coding region runs from base 127 to 1965 and encodes 612 amino acids. The transcript is spliced from 14 exons.